Pseudogymnoascus destructans is the source of this 1989-nucleotide messenger RNA. RefSeq lists its product as uncharacterized. Gene Ontology annotation, biological process: protein phosphorylation; spliceosomal complex assembly; regulation of mRNA processing. Lineage: Eukaryota; Fungi; Ascomycota; Leotiomycetes; Thelebolales; Thelebolaceae. Gene Ontology annotation, molecular function: protein kinase activity; ATP binding. The record is from RefSeq and is a predicted model, not a curated record. The transcript is spliced from 6 exons. The coding region runs from base 110 to 1288 and encodes 392 amino acids.
CCUGGGGUCAGCUCCUUCGCCUGCGCCGUCUCUGGUGCCCAUCUUGGGCACGUCAACCAACGAAAGUUUCGAGAAUGGAUCCUACUCUACGAUCCUGCAAGAUGCUAAUAUGAUCAUCUCACGAUCCGCGACUCGUUCCUUGAAUCUCUUCAAGUGCUGCAACAUGUCUCAAGGCAUCGCGACCAAAGCUGUGCUGAUCGAAGAAGGAACGCUGAAGCACUAUGAUCCAAAGCUAUACUAUCCCGUUCGUAUUAAUAAACUUUUCCAUCAUAGAUACAGAACAUGCGUCAAAUUGGGAUACGGUGGGUACUCCACUGUUUGGCUCUGCCGUGAUGAAGCAGAUUGUUCAUACAAGGCUCUGAAGGUAGGGACUUGCAAGAAAGGCCGGUCUAUGACGAAAGAGGCUCAAGUUCUAGAUUACCUGAAGAGCCGUGAUUCUGUUCAUGAUGGCCGGUCCUGGGUUCGAAAUGCUUGCGAUAUCUUCCAGAUCGACGUCCCCGGCGGCUCUCACACUUGCUUGGUGUACGACCCUCUCGGCAUCAGUUUAUCAGAACGCAUCGACCUCCAACCUACCAAAAGACUCGAACUGCCUAUUGUGAAACUAGUCACCUAUUGUCUUCUUUUGGGGAUCGAUUACCUUCAUACUUCAGGCGUAAUCCAUACAGACAUUAAACUCGACAACAUCCAAGAAGCGCUUCCCGACGAUGGCACCGAAAUUCUCACGAGACUUGUUGACGCGGAGAAGAAGGAGCCGGGACCCCAAAAGAUUGUGAACGACAGAGUUACCAUUUACACCUCUCGAAGUAUGGACUACAAGGAGGAAGUCGUGUACCCGAUUCUCGCGGACAUGGGUAUGGCUGUGUUUGGCGAAACAGAAUACAGUCACAUUAUCCAACCGAUUCCGUAUCGUGCUCCAGAAGUCAUUCUUGGAAUGAAGUGGAGGGAAAGCGUAGACAUUUGGAAUUUUGGGGUUCUUGUGUGGGAACUCCUCUGUGGAGAACACCUUUUUGGCAAAGAUAACGAACAGGACACUCUUGCCAAGAUGAUUAGAUAUUUAGGAUCACCCCACGUCGAGUUCUUGAAGCGUAGUGAUGUGCAUUUACAGUAUUUCGACGAGCAAGGGAGCUGGAGAGGGAUUCCCCUGGAGCCGACCGCAUUAAAGGAUAGACUGGAGGGAGCCGGAGACAUCGAUUUAUUCAUAGAUUUUGUGCGACCUAUGCUAUCUUGGGAACCAGAAAAGAGACCGACAGCUGCAGCCUUACUUACGCACCCGUGGCUUCAGUCAUAGUAAUUCUCUGAGCUGACUUCUGACUAGGUGCAGGCGCCGUUGUACAAUUAUUUAUAUCUGCGAACAAUUCCCUUCUACUUGUUAUAAGUAAUUUAUGAACAAUUUUGGUACAAUCUUACGUAAACCGAUGUCGGGGUUCCGGGUAUAAUUUGUCCAGGUACGCGCUCCACCGGGAUCUGAAGGAGUACUACUCUGGGGAAGCUAGAGGCACAAUAUGAUUGGCUUAAGUCAUACGCUUGAGGCUCAUGUUUUGAGGGAAAUGAUUGAUUUAACAACUCCCGCUCUAAGUACACACAAUGACAUCUCGCUAUAGGCGCACAAAGUGACAGUCGAGCUUUGAUUCAGGAGCGACGGAUCAAUAUCACGCGACGUUGUAGGGACAUCAUCGAACGCAUCUCCUUUUUUCGUCCCCUUUCCCUUUGCCGUUCCCUUCACGGUCACUUCACCCGUCUCUUCCAUGUGGAUUGAUUCAACCCGCCCACCCGUCUCGUUGAGCAUUUGAAUCGUAAUGACCUUCUUGCCCGAUCCAUCAUGGCUUGUGUGCAGCUCAGUACCCCUGCAGUGGAUUAGCAUUUAUGAAUGUCCCACGCAGCACAUUAAAGUAUGGGUUACUUGAGUUUGAUAUCCUUAAUCCAAGGGUUCUGUUCAUGAGAUGUCAGUAGGAGAUCGUUGAACUUUAAGAGGCCGGCUGGAUUUACAUA